This is a messenger RNA of Plenodomus lingam JN3, 1782 nucleotides long. Lineage: Eukaryota; Fungi; Ascomycota; Dothideomycetes; Pleosporales; Leptosphaeriaceae. The record is from RefSeq and is a predicted model, not a curated record.
AUGUCAGGUGCAGCCACCAAGGCCAAGAAGAUAUCCAAGAAGAGCAUCUAUCGCCGGGCGAAGAAGAAGCAACAGCGCGCUGUGAGUAGUACCGUCACCGUCGAGCCAGCAUAUGACAAGAUACUAAUACAGGGCCAGGAGACACCUUCUCAGGCUGGAGAGUCUGCGCGUGAGAGCAAAUCUCCAGCUCCCGAAAGCGACUCGAUCAAUGAAGCACAGGCGGUGAAGUCCCCGGAUCUCGUCGUCGUCGAUGACAUCUCCAAUCAAUAUGAUCUCGACGAUCCAACUUUUGAGAUGUACAAGAGUGUCUUUGAAAAAUUCAGGGAGCCUACAGAAGAGGAGGCGGCUACCAAAGACGAGGAAAAGGCAGAAAUCAUCUAUUCAGAUGACGACAUCCCAGACGAAGAAGACGAUAGCAAGCCUAAGCUGUCAAAGAAGCAAAGGAAGCAGAUGAACAAGCUGUCGGUGGCGCAAUUGAAAUCGCUAGUUCAAAAGCCCGAGCUCGUCGAAUGGACAGACGUGUCCUCGUCGGACCCGCAGCUACUCCUCUCUCUUAAGGCCGCAAAAAACGUCAUCCCAGUGCCUGCACACUGGUCUCUCAAACGCGAGUAUCUCUCUUCAAAGCGUGGAAUAGAGAAGCCGCCUUUCGCCCUGCCCAAGUUUAUUCAAGAGACUGGUAUUGCAGAGAUGAGAGACGCCGUGCUGGAGAAGCAGGCCGAGAUGACGAUGAGGCAGAAGCAACGUGAGCGUGUACAGGGAAAACUUGGCAAGCUCGAUAUUGAUUACGCCAAACUAUACGAUGCUUUUUUCCGACGGCAGACUAAGCCAGAGUUGACUCGCUAUGGUGAAGUUUACUUCGAAGGCAAGGAAUUCGAGACGAACCUCUUGAACCUUAAGCCUGGUGAAUUGAGCGAAGAGCUGAGAGAAGCACUGGGUAUGGCGCCUGGUCACCCACCACCAUGGCUCAUCAACAUGCAGCGUUUUGGUCCACCAACCUCAUAUCCAAACAUGCGCAUACCUGGUGUCAAUGCUCCCAUUCCUCCAGGCGCUUCCUGGGGAUUCCAGCCCGGUCAAUGGGGUAAACCGCCCACAGACGAUGCAGGCAAGCCGCUGUUUGGUGGAGAUCUAUUUGGCACGAGCAUCCUUGAAGAGCAGCAACAACCUACACACGUCGGAGAACCUGUCGAGCGUAGCAUUUGGGGUGCCUUACGAGCCGAGGGCGAGAGUGAAGACGAAGAGAGUGAUGAAGAGGAAGAAGAGGAUGAUGAUGAGGAAGGAGGCGACGAGGAAGACGCAACGGGCAUCCAGACAUCCAUGACUUCGGCUUCAGCUAUGCCCUCCGAGAUUGGUGGUAUAGAAAGCAUAGGAGGGGAAUUCACUGUUCGGAAACAGCGCAAGGGUAUCGAGACAGAAGAGCCAGGUGCGCCUCGGAGUGCCUUCACAGUACUCCCGGAAAAGAAUAUAUCCGCUACUGGUUUCUUUGGUGGUGAGCAUGCUUAUGAUCUCGAUGCCGCCAAGCGUGACACACUCGGUCAAGCGCACAGGAAACGCAAGGCUGGCGACGUUGAUAUCUCUGUGGAUGUGGAUCAGUUAGCGGACAGUGAUAAGCUUGACAAGGAUGCGUUGAAGAGAGAGUAUGAGGCACGACAACGUGCUGAAGCACAGGGACAAUGGCAGAGCAUUGACCAGGACGACCUGGCAGAUAUGAUUGCAAAUGAGAGUAGGAAGAACGAGGGCAGGAAGAGACAAAAGAAAGAAGAAGAGCGAAAGCCACGGCGUUGA